AUUACAAACGGGCACGAGCUGAACUGAAGAAAAGAUCUACAGAUACGCUGAGGUUACAGAAGAAGAUGCGGAAAGGUGCUGGUGGCGACGUACAAAAACGGUUCGAAUGCGGUUUGCAAGACGUCACUGAAAGACGUCAGCUGUUGGAAGAAACCGAAAAGCAUGCCGUAAGAGCAGCUCUUGUUGAAGAACGAGGCAGAUUUUGUACUUUCGUUGGAUUUCUGAAACCGGUGGUGGACGAAGAAGUGGCCAUGCUGACAGAAAUCGGUCACCUCCAAGAAGCCGUCCAGCAGCUGGAGAAGCACUCUUCAGACCCCCAGACUUUACCCCCCGCCUCGGAGCAGGUAAUCGCCGACCUUAAAAGCGCCGACGGCGGUUGGUCCUUCCAGACGCCUCCGUCGUCCCCGUCGAGCCUCGGAUCCAGGAAGUCGUCGAUGUGCUCAAUCAGCUCAAUCAACAGCUCCUCAUCCAGCAGUUCGAAGAGCCACCAUUCGCCGAGUCAUCCGUGGCAGCGAUCUUUGUCGCAGCCUGUAGGUCGUAGUGGUACAAUGCGUGUUAGAUCUGUGUCCAGUCAGGAUUCAGGAUUUACUUCACAAGAUACUCUUUAUCCGAGACCACCUUCUUCAUUCAGUGUUGCUCAGGUAUCCAACAUGUCAGAACACAGCAACAACAGUAGUAGUUCAAGUACACCUUGCACACCAUUUCCUGUGACCUCUGCUCCCACAACAACAGCCACAUGGCCGAAUUUACAGGAGACAAUUCAAUUUGAAAGAGCAGCUUCUGCUAUCAUCAGCGAGAGGCCCCAUACCAUAUCAACAGCUUACGAAAAAGGUCACCAGAGACCUCCUUUGACCGUUUACACAUUCCAAGCUCCUGACCAAAGUAUUUCGCAACCUGCAAGCCCUGUCACUUCGACAACUCCAACAGACACAACAUCGAAUACUCUGUCACCACAAAGUCCAGUGUCAUCCAUUAAAUCUGUAUCGAAACCACCGCUACCUAUGAGGUGUUCAUCUUUGGAACGUCCAAGCGGCCCAAAUAUACCUGCAAAAACUAUUGCUGGCAUGCAGGGUGUUAGGGUGCUGCCUCCCGGCGCUGAACUUUCGGUCAUGAAGAAACCAUCCCCGUUGCCAACACACUUGUCCAAAAAUUCACCACAACCCACUUACGUCAACAUGCACGAACUGGCCAACAUGGCGGCGAAUAAAAUUCAGGAGAAGUCUUUUCCCCCGCCUCCUUCAGAUUUCAUAAGUCCUCCGGAAAAGACUAACGAAGGUGAGAAAGAAAGUAGCACCAGCGAGAGUUCUCUAGAAUCAUCGAGUGGCUACGGAAGUCAGACGACUUUCACUACCGAAGACGUACAGCAUUUGGAAGAUAUUAAUGGUACAGCAAGCAAGUAUUGCACGCUCCCCCGCAACAACGAACUUCUUGAGGCCGUCAGAAGAAGACCUCUCUCGAUGACAGCUAUGGGUUCUGCAACAAUGCGCAAUACUCUAUUGAGACGCAGUUCCGUUCAGACACAAAAACCACCGCCGCCGAUACGAAGAACAUCUUCUAUCACCAACACAUCGUCUUCCAUGGGGAGUCUAGAACAUCUUCCACCACCACCUGCUUUUUUGCUGGAACCUGUUACUCAGUCUAAACCACAACCGUCGCCAGGAAUAAACGUAGCAGAAACCGUCAAAGCUCUCACUGAACUAAAACACACGCCGGCCAGCCCAAACUCCAUUCGAAGAAUGUCUUCCUCUUCUCAAAAUCUGUACCAGAACGUGCAGCCACACCCUCAACCUCAGAACACAGGGUUCAGUACAUUCCAAAGCCAAGCCAAAGUGGCAUAUGUAUCGCAGUCAGGGGGAGUGGUGUAUGCCCAGCCUUCCCAAGUUUUAGGAGGUAGUCCGAACGCUUUGAGACGAUUCAACAAUUUCAGAUCGCAGAGCGCUGACCGGAAGUCUGUAGGUCCAGGAGGUGUGGGUUCAAACUUUAUAGCGUCGCUCAGCGCCAAAUUGGCUCCCCAGCUCAGCCCGAGAACUUCGAGGAGACAUUCCGAGGACCAAAGCGGUGUCAAUGCUCCCAUGAAUAAGUAUGCGCAGCAAAAAAUUGGUCCAGGUCAAAGUUUUCUGGAUUCGUUGAAUGCCAAACUUUCCCAUCAAAAUAUCGGUAAUUCGCAAACUACCCAACUGAAAGCAAACAAAAUCCGGCAGAUUAUCAAUAGCAGAGCGCAGCCUGAUCCCAAAGUGUGCCACGAGUCUCUGAUGGAUCAGAUCAAACGUGGAGCAACGUUGAAACGAGCUAAAGCCACCAAUGACAGAUCAGCUCCGAAAAUCUACUGAAUCAAACAACGCAGGACGCAGAAUAUCUAGGAGUCAACAUAUUUAUUGGGAAUCUAUGUAACUACAGUAGUUAUAUUCAUUUUCAUUGAUGAUGAACGACAAAUAUUUCCUUUAUUUUAUUUUUAUAGAUGCUUUUAUGAGUAUUAUAACUUAUAUGGACAAAGAGAGAUGAAGUUUAUUCCAUGGUCCGUCUACUUGACUGCGGUUGAUCUGUAAAGCUUUUGCCUCUUUAUAGUUUUUCAGGGUUUAGUGAGCAUAUUUUUGAAUAAUAUAUACAGUGUCCCAUUUGUGAAAAAGUAUUCGAAAAGACAGGGAUUUUCUUCAUAUUUCUUGAAGAAAUAAUAAUAGAUUUCCAGUAUUUUGUAAUGUCAUUUGCUUGUUUCAUAAAUGGUUUACAAAAGGUGCACAAAAAUUAUUUAUGAUUUGAUGCAAUCAUUAAUCUAAAUAAUUGGAGGAUUGGUGAUGAGGUGAUUAUUGUUUUGAGAUUUUCCCAGAAAAAGUGAAAUGAGCUUGAAGUUGUGAAAAUCAAAUCAAGUUAAUACAAAUUGAAAUCUGUCAAGUAAUCAGAAUAAAACGUUUUUAGAAAUGGAUUUCAUCCAGGUUUUGAUGCCAAAAACAAUUCAGUCUCUAUAAGACCAAGAGGGACUUCCUCUCCGAUCGCGACAAAGACAGUUGUACCGAUAACGACCGUCCUUAAAUAUGUCACGUGGAUGUCGUGGUUAGAGUGGGGUCCAAAAAUGAAGUUGGGUUUGAAUAAGUAUUGCAGUGAAAUAAGUAUUUUAAGGACCAGUAACCAGGCUGGAUGUCGACGUAUUUGACGAGGUCUUCAGUUCGAUAAAAAAUGUGGUUUUCAAAAUUGUUACGGAAGUUGAACUCGAAUAAAUAUUGAUAAACUCAAAAAAAUAUCGAAGUGCAAGAAGAAUUGUGACGACUGGCGGCCCCAUACGCCAGUAACCAGGCUGUGUGCUGAUGGAUUCGACUAAGUCAACUGUUUGAUAAUAGAUUUUUUUUUCCAAAGGACUUCCUAGAAGGAGGCAAACAGACUCAAUUGGUUUUUAUGAAUGAAACUCGUUAAUAACUGGCCGGAUAGCCUUAGUUGCUGAGGCCAAUAAAUGAAGAAGAAUAUCGGGAGAUAUUAAAAAAAAAUCUCAAUGAAUAAAUAAAUCAAUAAAUAAAUGUAAAAAAUAAAUGUAAAUCAAUAAAUAUUGAUAAACUCAAAAAAAUAUCGAAGUGAAAGAAGAAUUGUGACGACUGGCGGCCCCAUACGCCAGUAACCAGGCUGUGUGCUGAUGGAUUCGACUAAGUCAACUGUUUGAUAAUAGAUUUUUUUUUCCAAAGGACUUCCUAGAAGGAGGCAAACAGACUCAAUUGGUUUUUAUGAAUGAAACUCGUUAAUAACUGGCCGGAUAGCCUUAGUUGCUGAGGCCAAUAAAUGAAGAAGAAUAUCGGGAGAUAUUAAAAAAAAAUCUCAAUGAAUAAAUAAAUCAAUAAAUAAAUGUAAAAAAUAAAUGUAAAUCAAUAAAUAUUGAUAAACUCAAAAAAAUAUCGAAGUGAAAGAAGAAUUGUGACGACUGGCGGCCCCAUACGCCAGUAACCAGGCUGUAUGCUGAUGGAUUCGACUGAGUCAACUGUUUGAUAAUAGAUUUUUUUUUCAAAGGACUACCUAGAAGGAGGCAAUCAGGCUCAAUUGGUUUUUAUGAAUGAAACUCGUUAAUAACUGGCCGGAUAGCCUUAGUUGCUGAGGCCAAUAAAUGAAGAAGAAUAUCGGAAGAUAUUCCAAAAAAAUCUCA
This is a messenger RNA of Leptinotarsa decemlineata (Colorado potato beetle), 4120 nucleotides long. It is a transcript of the gene mim, whose product is annotated as missing-in-metastasis. The record is from RefSeq and is a predicted model, not a curated record. Lineage: Eukaryota; Metazoa; Arthropoda; Insecta; Coleoptera; Chrysomelidae. Gene Ontology annotation, biological process: plasma membrane organization; cell projection assembly. Gene Ontology annotation, molecular function: phospholipid binding; actin binding. Gene Ontology annotation, cellular component: actin cytoskeleton; cytoplasmic side of plasma membrane.